AUGCUAUAUCUUCACUCCAACAACAUCCUCUUCCAGAUCCCUGGCUUGGACCAAUUGAGCGAAGAUGAGCUCUACUUACAUGUCGGCGACCCCAUCACAAAUCUCCUUCGGCGCUAUGAUAAUCUUCCCCUUGGAUCCGAGGCUCCCGAGUACUACGUCACUCAGUGUUCCAUGCUUUUCCUGUGCUGCGAUGAGGUGGAGAAAAUUCAAGACCCCAAGAUCAUCAUUACCGACUUCGGUGAAGCCUUCUUCGCGGCCAAUCACGACCGCGAGCAGCUCAUGACGCCUACGUGCCUUCUCCCACCUGAGUACUUCUUCCACGAGCCUCUCGGACCGAAGUCUGAUACCUGGACGCUAGCAUGCACGUUGUUCGAAAUCCUGGGCAAGGAAAAGCUCUUUGACUCGUAG
This is a messenger RNA of Mytilinidion resinicola, 408 nucleotides long. RefSeq lists its product as uncharacterized. Bases 1 to 408 code for a protein of 135 amino acids. The transcript has 2 exons. Gene Ontology annotation, biological process: protein phosphorylation. Lineage: Eukaryota; Fungi; Ascomycota; Dothideomycetes; Mytilinidiales; Mytilinidiaceae. Gene Ontology annotation, molecular function: protein kinase activity; ATP binding. The record is from RefSeq and is a predicted model, not a curated record.